GGGUAAGGUGGCUGCCGCAGGCUUUGCAGCUAAGGUGAAGUGCCCGCGGUUGGCCCCGGCAGCAUGAAGCCCAGGCCUGCGGUGUUCAUAGACGGGAAGCUGAAGCAGCGGGUCAUUCAGUACCUCACCAGCAAUAGAUGUGGCAAAUACGUGGACACUGGGAUCUUAGCGUCUGAUUUGCAAAAAAUGUACAGUGUAGAUUAUGGCCGAAGAAAAAAAAAUGCUUUUAGGAUUCAAGUAGAAAAAGUAUUUAGCAUCAUUUGUAGUGAGAAAGAACUUAAGAAUCUUAAAGAAUUAGAGGACAAACAUCUGGCAAAAAGAGCAAGACAAGAUGAAGAAGAUGAUGAUACCCCCUUGCCUAGUAGCUUUCAAUUGGAAUUACUUCUCGUCCCCAUUUCCUUUUUGGUGGUAGACUUUGUCCAGUUUGAACCUGUGCAGUCAGCAAAUCACAUGAACAACUCCCUGCUGUCUUUGUAUCGGAAAGGAAACUCUGACUCUGUUUCAAACACUCCGAAGUUGGACCAAGGAGAAGCCACCACUUCAACACCAUUGCUGACUUCUAAAACUAGCAUCAUGCCAUUGAAGACCCCUGCCAGAGAAUCUGAGGGAGGAUGGUUUAUUGACAAAACCCCAGGUGGAAAGAAAGACAGUCAUCUCUUGGACCUAUCAGAUGACCAAAGCAACUUAAAGCCAGAUUCUGAGAUACAGAAUUUAAAAGGUUCUCUUCUGGAAAGUGGUAAGAAAAGGAAAGGUAGGCCAAAGGACAAAGGAAACAAAAGAAAGACGGCGGAUCUUCAGGAAGUAGAUGGAGAAAUAGAAGCUGUUCUGCAAAAGAAAGCUAAAGCAAGGAGUGUAGAGUUGCAGAUUUCCAGUGUGAAGUUUGAAGAUGUUGGAGGCAAUGAUGCAACAUUAAAAGAAGUCUGCAAAAUGCUGAUACACAUGCGUCACCCAGAGGUAUACCAGCACCUUGGUGUCGUACCUCCUCGUGGAGUUCUCUUGCAUGGGCCACCAGGCUGUGGGAAGACAUUACUUGCGCAUGCCAUUGCUGGGGAACUUGACUUGCCAAUUCUGAAAGUGGCUGCACCAGAGAUUGUGUCAGGAGUUUCUGGAGAAUCUGAGCAAAAGCUCAGAGAUUUAUUUGACCAAGCUGUGCACAUAGAAAGCUGGGACAGGAUAAUUGCCAUGAGUUAUCUGAAUAACGUGGCAGCUACAGCUCGAGUUCUAGUAGUUGGAGCUACUAACCGACCAGACUCUUUGGAUCCUGCUUUAAGACGUGCAGGAAGAUUUGACCGAGAAGUAUGCCUAGGUAUCCCAGAUGAGGCUUCCAGAGAAAGAAUACUUCAAACUUUGUGCCGAAAACUGAGACUUCCAGAAACUUUCAAUUUUUGUCACUUAGCACACCUAACGCCGGGCUUUGUUGGUGCUGAUCUGAUGGCACUUUGCCGAGAGGCAGCCAUGUGUGCAGUCAAUAGGGUCUUGAUGAAGCAGCAGGAGCAGCAGAGUCCUGAGAUGGAAGGGUUGCCCCCUAAAGGAGCCCAGGAGGAGAGGCAGGGGGCUGACCCCACUUCUGAAACACAGGAUGAAUUGCAAAGGCUGUUGAGGUUGCUAAGAGACCAAGAUCCCCUCUCACAGGAACAGAUGCAAGGACUGUGCAUUGAAUUAAAUGAUUUUAUUGUUGCUCUAGCGGAAGUCCAGCCUUCUGCCAAAAGGGAAGGCUUUGUAACUGUCCCUAAUGUGACCUGGGCUGAUAUUGGCGCCCUGGAAGAUGUUAGAGAAGAGCUCAUCAUGGCAAUAUUGGCACCAGUUCGCAAUCCAGACCAGUUCAGAACGCUUGGUUUGGUGACUCCAGCUGGCAUCCUCCUAGCUGGUCCUCCUGGAUGUGGGAAAACUCUGCUAGCAAAGGCUGUGGCAAAUGAGUCUGGACUAAAUUUUAUAUCCGUCAAAGGCCCUGAGUUAUUAAAUAUGUAUGUUGGUGAGAGCGAGCGUGCAGUGCGACAGGUUUUUCAGCGAGCCAAGAACUCAGCACCUUGUGUGAUAUUUUUUGAUGAAGUAGAUGCUUUAUGUCCUCGAAGAUCAGACCGAGAAACAGGUGCUAAUAUCAUUGACCCCGCCAUUCUGCGCCCAGGCCGGCUGGACAAAACACUCUUUGUAGGUUUGCCACCCCCAGCAGAUCGUGUUGCCAUAUUAAAGACUAUCACAAAAAAUGGCACCAAACCUCCAUUGGAUGAAGAUGUAAAUUUGGAAGCAAUUGCCAAUGACCUUCGUUGCAAUUGCUAUACGGGUGCAGACCUCUCUGCUUUGGUACGAGAAGCUUCUCUCUGUGCCCUAAGACAAGAAAUGACCAGACAGAGGAGUGUGAUUGGAACAGGUGAGCUCAAGGUCAGCCAUAAGCAUUUUGAAGAAGCUUUCAGGAAAGUAAAGCCAUCUAUAUCAGUAAAGGAUCAAAUGAUGUACGAAGCUCUGCAGAGGUCCCUCAGUCAGUGACGUUUCAGUACCUGGCAUAAAGGUGUCCAGUGCAUGGAACUCACCAAGAAUCACCCUUACUCUGAAGGGUCUGUUCUCAGCCUGACACAGAUGACUUCAUUAUAAGCAUUUUAUUUUCAAAUUAUUGAGACCCAACUGGAGAAGAUGAUGUUUCCCAUCUGACCAACUUUGUGGAAAAACUACCUACCUCUUCAUUAAGAAAAAGAAAGAAAAGGGGACUGAUAAAGCCUUUUUCAAAUAAAAUUUUAUUUUGAAAUAUCUUGAUCAUAUGUAAAGUUACAAAAAACUUUUCCUGAGAAGUGGUCACCUCACUCCUCAUCACCCCAGAUACACAUUCAUGUAGGUUUUCUGUAAACCAGGAUAUUUUCCUAUAUAACCAACUGGUCAAAAACACUGACACAUUGCUACUAUUAUCUAGUUCCAGCCGUCUUUCUCAGCUGCUCUAAUGUCAUUUCUAGUAAAAGGGUCUAGUCUAAAUUAGCUAUUCCAGUGUGUUAAGUCUUCUAGUUCCCUUAAAUAGUUUCCAACAGUUUUUUUUUUCUUAUUGGGUUUUUGUUUGGAAACAGUUUGUAUGUGUCCUUGACUUGCCUGGAAUUUAUAUUUAGCAUAGGCUGGCCUCCGCCUCCUAAGUGUUCUGUGUGCCCCCAAAGCCUUUUGGAGUUCAUAGGUCAGUGAUUGGGUUCACUUAGUUUGCAUCUUUUUGAAGAUAGAGUAAUAAACUGCACUGUCUUGGGUGGUAAUGUAAUUUCAGUGUCACUUAAGACCAUCACUCUGGUUACAUGAUUCAAGGGCUUCUGAUAAGCUUCUUUGUAGGAAGGUGUUUUCACCUCUUACACAUGCAUUCCACCCUCACAAGAUUCAGAGUAUAAUUUUUUUAAAUUUAUCAUUCAUUUUUAUGAUUUGAUUUUCAGAUUGUCUCAGAUUGUGUCUUUAGUGGAUUUCUAAGAUGUUUUGUAAAUGAUUUUGUAUCAUGAUUAUUUCAUCAAACCAUUUAAUUGUUGCUGUCUAAAACAGGUCUAAUUACUUCAUUUUCUUCCUAAGUUUUUAUUCAAUCUCAUUGUACAAAGUCUUUGAGAUUACUUUUAAGAAUGUUAUUGAUGGGGCUGGAGAAAUGACUUAGUAAUUAAGAGUACAUAGUGCCCUUUUAGAGGACCAAGUGUGAUUCCCAGCUCUUACAUAAGCAGCUCAAAACUGCCUGUACUCCCAGCUCCAGGAGAUCCUACACCUCCGACUUCCAUAGGCACCUGUGCUCACGUACAUGCAAACUCCCCCCCAACACACACUUUUUUUUUUGGUUUUUUUGAGACAGGGUUUCUCUGUGG
Molecule: messenger RNA, 3806 nt
Organism: Microtus ochrogaster (prairie vole)
Lineage: Eukaryota; Metazoa; Chordata; Mammalia; Rodentia; Cricetidae
Gene: Nvl
Product: nuclear VCP-like
Exons: 23
Coding region: 64-2484 (806 amino acids)
Biological process (GO): ribosome biogenesis
Cellular component (GO): nucleus
Molecular function (GO): preribosome binding; ATP hydrolysis activity; ATP binding
Source: RefSeq, a predicted model, not a curated record